Messenger RNA from Parasteatoda tepidariorum (common house spider), 3057 nucleotides. It is a transcript of the gene eIF3c, whose product is annotated as eukaryotic translation initiation factor 3 subunit c. The record is from RefSeq and is a predicted model, not a curated record. Gene Ontology annotation, biological process: translational initiation. Gene Ontology annotation, molecular function: RNA binding; translation initiation factor binding; translation initiation factor activity. Gene Ontology annotation, cellular component: eukaryotic translation initiation factor 3 complex. NCBI's taxonomy places the organism in Eukaryota, Metazoa, Arthropoda, Arachnida, Araneae, Theridiidae.
GUAAUCGUAGUCCAUUUUUCAAUAUUUACGUGAAAAAAAUUUUCUCAUAGCGAAUUCGUCAUCAAAUUCAAAAAUUAUAACUAUCAGACUAUAUUAAAUCAAGAUGAGUAGUAGAUUUUUUGCAACUGGGUCUGAGUCUGAAAGUGAAUCUUCAUCUUCAGAAGAAGAGCAGAUUCCACAAAAACAACAGGGAAUAACAUCGACUUUCACUUUCAGUGAUGAAGAAGAAGAACAAAAACGUGUUGUGCGCAGCGAGCGAGAGAAAAGAUAUGAAGACCUGAUUGAAAUUAUAAAGUUGAUUAGGAAUCAUAAGAAAAUCAAGGAUAUGAGUAAACUCUUAACAAGUUUUGAAAAUUUAACUCGAGCAUAUAUCAAGGCUCGUCCUGUUAUUGAAAAAGAGGAGCGAGGAAACGUUCCCAAAUUCUACACUAAGUGUCUAGUUGAACUAGAAGAUUUUGUGGUUGAAUGUUGGGCAGAUACUGAGUCAAGAAAAAAACUCUCAAAAAGCAAUUCCUCCUCACUUGCAAAGCUACGACAGCAACUUAGAAAGUAUAAUAAAGAUUUUGAAAAUGAAAUUGCUGCCUACCGAGAAAAACCUGAUGCCGAAGAUGAAGAUAGAGAGGAUGAUGAGGAACUUGAGUCUGAUAUGUCUGAUGAUGAUGACGAAAAAGCUACUGAUUUCUUUAAGAAGCCGACAAAAGCAGAAAAAGAAGAUGUUAAGUCUAAGCCUGUAAGAGGAUCUGAUGAUGACGAUUCAGAUGAUGAUUCGAUUGACUGGGGAUCAUCUUCAGAUGAAGAAAGCUCACUCUCUACAGAUGAUGAAAAAUACGGUGGAAAUCUAGCAACAAAAUUUUUAAAAAAGCCUGGUGAAAAAGAUGAUACAAAGGAAGUGACUAAGCGUGAGAAAAAACGAGACAAGGAACGUAAAGAAAGGAAAAAAGGCGAUGAUGAUGAUGAAGGCUGGGAAGAAGUUAAAGGAGGUGCCCCCAUCAUUAUGGAAAAACCAAAAAUGUUUGCUAAAGAUGCUGAAAUUAACCAUCAAGUAGUGCUGAAAAAGUUUAAUGAAAUCUUAGCCGCAAGAGGUAAAAAGGGGACUGACCGCAGUGAACAAAUUGAGCUGCUUACUGAACUCAUGAGUGUCUGUGAGGCCCAUAAUUUAGGCUCUGGGAUCCUAUUAAAAAUUAUGUUCGCCAUCAUCGCUGCUAUUUAUGACUACAAUCCAAAUAUAGCAACUUGCAUGAAAGGUGAUAUGUGGCAAAAAUGCCUGGAUUAUAUAAACAUGCUACUGGAUAUAUUAAUAGAAAAUCCAAACAUAGUUGUUGGGGAGCACAUUUCUGAAGAAUCUGAACAACUAGCUGUACAGCCAUACAGGGUAAAAGGCUGUUGUUUGACUGUUGUUGAACGAAUGGAUGAAGAGUUUACUAAAAUGUUACAGGGUUGCGAUGCUCAUUCUCCUGAAUAUGUUGAAAGAUUAAAAGAUGAAACUGCUGUUUGUGCUAUCAUUGAAAGACUCCAAGGUUAUCUUGAAGGCAGGGGUACACCAUCCGAACUCUGUCGCAUUUACUUAAGACGUGUUGAGCAUUAUUAUUAUAAGUUUGAUCCAAGAGUUUUUCAAAAGAAAGAGCGCAUGAAAAAUAAAGAGCCUUUCAAAGCCGCUUUUGGUGAUCUGCUGAAUGGCACUGAGCCAUCUGCACCUGAAGAAGCCAAAGAAGAAGAAGAAAAAGAAGAGGAGGAAGAAGAAGAAACAAGUUCAGAUAUAAUUAAGAAAUUGUGCAAAUUCAUUUGUGCUAAGGACACAACUGAUAGGAUAAGAACUCAAGCUACAUUGUUCCACAUUUACCAUCUUGCUUUGCAUGAUGAAUGGUUCCAAGCAAGAGAUCUGUUGCUUAUGUCUCAUCUUCAAAAUACGAUUGAACAUUCCGAUGUUUCAACAAUGAUAAUUUACAAUAGAGCUCUUGUUCAACUUGGUUUGUGUGCAUUUAGACAUGGUUACAUUAAAGAUUCUCAUGCAGCUCUUCUUGACAUUCAAAGUGGUGGACGUGCUAAAGAAUUGCUAGCUCAGGGUUUAUUGCCACAACGUCAGCAUGAACGUACUCCAGACCAAGAGAAAAUUGAAAAACGUCGUCAAAUUCCUUUCCAUAAACAUAUUAAUUUGGAAUUGUUGGAAUGUGUUUACUUAGUGUCUGCUAUGUUGCUAGAAAUCCCGUAUAUGGCUGCUCAUGAAUUGGAAGGGAGGAGGAGAAUGAUUAGCAAAUCAUUUCACCAUCAGUUAAGAAAUAGUGAACGUCAAGCUUUAGUUGGACCACCUGAAAGCAUGAGAGAGCAUGUUGUUGCUGCCUCCAAAGCUAUGCGUGUUGGAAAUUGGAGAGCUUGUAAGGAUUACAUCAUCAAUGAAAAAAUGAACUCAAAGGUUUGGGAUCUGUUCCAUCAAGCAGAAAAGGUGAGAGAGAUGAUUUCUCAGAAAAUUCAAGAAGAAUCACUGAGAACUUAUUUAUUUACGUACAGUUCCAAUUACGAUUCCCUGUCUGUACCUCGACUAGCAGAAAUGUUUGAAUUGGAAAAGAGUGUUGUACACAGUAUUCUUUGCAAAAUGAUUAUAAAUGAAGAAUUAAUGGCAUCACUAGAUGAGCCUACACAGUCUGUUAUUAUGCAUAGAACAGAGCCAUCUAGAAUCCAAGCUUUGUCACUACAGCUAGCUGACAAAUUAAUAUCUCUCACUGAAAAUAAUGAACGACUGAUGGAUAUAAAAAUGGGAUCCACUUACUUCAAUCGAAAUAUGGGACAACAAACUGGUAAUAGGGAUAACAACUAUCAAAAAGGAAACUACAAUCAACAGGACAGAAAUUGGAAUCGAAGACCUGGACAGAGAGCCUACUAAAUUGAAGAAGUAUUACGUCUUUUCUGUUUUAAAUUUUUGGAAGCCAAGAAUUCCAGUGUUUGUGCUCAAGAGGUGGAGUGAAAAGUUGAUUAUACGAACUCUAAUGUGAAGAUCAAAUUAAAAUACUUUUUUUUCCACAGCUUGAUAAAAAAUGAAUAAAAAAGUUUUGUUAAGAAAAA